This is a messenger RNA of Pocillopora meandrina, 350 nucleotides long. The record is from the annotation of a GenBank genome assembly. NCBI's taxonomy places the organism in Eukaryota, Metazoa, Cnidaria, Anthozoa, Scleractinia, Pocilloporidae.
AUGUUCUUAAACGACCGGCUUUCUGCUCGAGGGAACUCCACGAGCGACACGUGCUGAAAUUUUUCUGUAAAAUGUGCAACGUCCCCGUUUGUCAAACUUGUGUCAUAGUCGACCAUGUCGGUCAUAAUGUUGAACAUUUGGAGUUAACGGCGAAAGCUGCCAAGGAAAACAUCAUGAUUCAAUUAGAUUUGGCUAAAAGUGCUGGUAAAACUCACACAUACCUCAAAGAAGAGAUGAACGAAAUAGAAAAUUGCACUAAAGCCACCGUUGAAAAAAUAAGAAAUACAACCCAGUCAAUUAUUGGUAAACUUCAACAGUUUGAGCAAAAACUCACUUCAGAAGUUGAAGAU